AUGGAGCGCCCGGUGAUCCGGCUGACUCACUGUCAGAAGCAGAUCUUCUGUUUCUCGGUCCCAGACGAGUGUCCCAGCUGUGGAGAUCAGCUGACAGGAAGUAGACUACAGGAAGCUCCGGUCAGUCUGCCGUCACCUCUGACCAACGCUCACAAGACUUCCUGCUGCCUGCUGAUCACUCCUGCUGACCACACACACAGGGACUUCGGAGGAACGUCAGAUCUUCACACCGGGAUCUCCAACACUGCAGGGGUGGUGUAUAACUACACUAGUGUAGGUGUGUGUAGGUCUCAGGCUGGAUGGGAGCAGAGUGUGUGUGUUCCUCUGGUGCGUCCUGACAUGUUCCACCUGUUGGCUCAAUGGGACCAGUACCUGCACCGCUUCUCUGAGGGGCCGCUGUGGGACCCCGCCUGGCACAGGUUCGAUGAGGACAAUCAUAACUGUUUCAGCUUCUGUCUUCAGUUCGUGAACAGCGUCCUCGCUGCAGAGGGACGCAGCGCGAUGAGCAGAGAGACGUUCACUCAGAGCUUCAUCCUGCCGAGGAUGAGGAGGGUCCACAAAUACACCACCCUCUACCAACAUGUCCACAGACACCAGUACUACAUGGAGGACGGACAGGAGGAGGACGGACAGGAGACAUGA
Scomber japonicus (chub mackerel) is the source of this 642-nucleotide messenger RNA. It is a transcript of the gene mkrn2os.2, whose product is annotated as MKRN2 opposite strand, tandem duplicate 2. The transcript is spliced from 5 exons. The record is from RefSeq and is a predicted model, not a curated record. NCBI's taxonomy places the organism in Eukaryota, Metazoa, Chordata, Actinopteri, Scombriformes, Scombridae. Bases 1 to 642 code for a protein of 213 amino acids.